ACUCUACAGCUGAUAUCCCGAAUAAAAAAAAGCGACGCCAAUGGGAGGAACACUUUUACGCCUAAGCCAAUAAUCCGCAUCCGAAUCCUUGAGGCCUCCGCCAUGAUCAAGCUGCAGCCACCGCCGGAUGUGACCGGUGGCUACCAGAACUUCUGGUGCGGCGAGGCUUUUAGUUCACCCGAAACCUACGAAAUAUGCUGCUCGCUGUGCGGCCAGCGUUUGACUUUUGACAGCUUUCCGGAUCACUUUCGGACGAAACAUCUCACUGGGAGCAACCGACGGGAGUCCGAUGCCAAGCCCGAGAGCGAUCCCAUUGCUCAGGAUCGCAGUGAUAUCGAGGUAAAGGAGGAAAAACUUGUGGAGAAGCCAACACAGGAAACUGAGGAGGAGGUUGCUCCUCGGCAGCGUCUCCAGCGAGCGGCAGCCAUGAAAAAUACUCUGGUGGAGACCCAGGAGGAUUUGCUGGACAUGGAUCUUGACUGGAGGGGAAGCGAGCAAUUGGAAAACGAUGAAACCCUCGAGGAGGAACAGGAAGAGCACUCCGAGGAGGAUGAUACCACGCAGCCCAGUAACGACACCAAGGACAUGCUCUUCCAGUGCGAUCAGUGUGACCGAGCAUACAACACCAAGCGCAGCCUGCAGAGCCACCACCGCUUGAAGCACAGUGAUUCCCCCGGCGGACUGAAGAACAAAUCCGUCAGCGAGCAGAAAAGCAAAAGACGAAAAGGUCCGCCAAAGGUGUACAAAUGCAACGAGGAGUCCUGCAACCAGACGUUUCGGACGGAGCGCGAUUUGCGCGGUCAUCGCUGGAAGCACACGGGCAUCUUUUGCGAUAUUUGCGAGAAACCCUUCACGCAGUCGGGCAACAUGAUGCGCCAUCGCCAGCGACACACUGGCAUCAAACCGCACAAGUGCGCCGAAUGUGAGGCCACCUUCUACACGCAAAAGGAGCUGUCCUCGCACAGUAUCUGCCAUACGGGCCGCAUGCCCUGCAUUUGUGAGGUAUGCGGACGACCUUGCCGGGAUCGCGGUGUCCUCACCGCUCACAUGCGUCGUCACACGGGCGAACGGCCAGCAAAGUGCGAGGUGUGCGGCAAGGCCUUCUACAGUUUCCACGACCUCAAUGUCCACGCCGUUUCGCACACCAAUUUGCGACCCUUUGUCUGCGACGUUUGCGGUUCCACGUUCCAAAGAAAGAAGGCGUUGCGGGUGCACAAGCUGCUUCACUCCGAGCAGCGCAAGUACGCCUGCAAGCUGUGCGGCAAGACGUUUGCCCAAUCCGGCGGCCUGAACGCCCACAUGCGCAGCCACGACCCGGCGAGAGUUAAGGGCGCCGUUAAGCCACUCCCGCAGGCGGUAACCAUCGAGGUGAUCGAGGGCAGGACGCCGCCCACCACCACCAUCACCAUGGCCAUCGACCUCAAUGUGGAGGAGCAGUUGGUCACUCAAACCGAAAACGCCACCGCCACUUGGCGACUGGCCCACUGAGUAGUUAGUUUAGCUUAAGAAUAAAUGCGCCAUAAGAAAUAAGUGAAAAGUUUUAGUUUUCAAAAAAGUGCGCAAAUAAAGAGUAUGUUUUCUGAGAAAGACUAAA
Messenger RNA from Drosophila ficusphila, 1594 nucleotides. Its product is annotated as zinc finger protein 91. The record is from RefSeq and is a predicted model, not a curated record. NCBI's taxonomy places the organism in Eukaryota, Metazoa, Arthropoda, Insecta, Diptera, Drosophilidae.